CAGAGGCUUGGGGCAGCCGGGCUGCGACGAGGCCGCGGCGCACCGAGCGAGUGGAGCCGGCGGCGGCGGCGGCGGCGGCGGCGGCGGCGGCGCUAAGUCGGCAGACGCAGCGGCGAGGUGUACGAACCGGCGGGGUCACCAGCCAGGGGACUCCGCACUGGAAUUUGAUAUUCAUUUAUCCAGGGUUUACCCUGUUUCUUUUUUCUUAAACAUUUUUAAAACCGUAUUCUUUCCCAUUUUAAUUUAUUUUUGCUUCCCAUUCCCCGCUUAAAUCGGGCCGACCGUUUGGGGAGAUUGCUCCUUUACUCUCCCAAAUCACUUCGGAUUUUGCAAACCAGCAGAGAGAAGAAAGAGGUGGCAAGAGCUCCAGAGUGAAGUCGAGGAAGAGAGAGACGGGGUCAGAGAGCGCGCGCGGGCGAGCGAGCAACGAGAGGGACAGGGGCAAAGUGAGUGACCUGCUUUUGGGGGUGACCGCCAGAGUGCGGCGUGAGCCCUCCAUCUCGGGAUCCCGCAUCGGACCAGCAGCGCUGACGGACAGACAGACAGACACCGCCCCCCGCCCCAGCGCCCACCUCCUCUCCGGCCAGCGACCGACGGUGGACGCGGCGGCGAGCCGCGGGCAGGAGCCGGAGCCCGCGCCCGGAGGCGGGGUGGAGGGGAUCGGGGCUCGCGGCAUUGCAGUGAAACUUUUCGUCCAACUUCUGGGCUGUUCUCGCUCCGGAGGAGCCGUGGUCCGCGCCGGGGCAGCCGAGCAGAGCGGAACCGGGAGAAGUGCUACCUCGGGCCGGGAGGAGCCGCAGUCCGAGCAGGCGGAGGAGGAAGAAGAGAAGGAAGAGGAGAGGGGGCCGCGGUGGCGACUCGGCGCUCGGAAGCCGGGCUCAUGGACGGGUGAGGCGGCUGUGUGCGCAGACAGUGCUCCAGCCGCGCGCGCACCCCAGGCCCUGGCCCGGGCCUCGGCUCCGGGAGGAAGAGGAGCCCGCCUAGGCGCCGAGGAGAGCGGGCCGCCCCGCACCCUGAGUCGCAGAGGGAGCGCGAGCCGCGCCGGUCCCGGCCGGGCCUCCGAAACCAUGAACUUUCUGCUCUCUUGGGUGCAUUGGAGCCUUGCCUUGCUGCUCUACCUCCACCAUGCCAAGUGGUCCCAGGCUGCACCCAUGGCAGGAGGAGAGCACAAAACCCACGAAGUGGUGAAGUUCAUGGACGUCUACCAGCGCAGCUACUGCCGUCCAAUCGAGACCCUGGUGGACAUCUUCCAGGAGUACCCCGAUGAGAUUGAGUACAUCUUCAAGCCGUCCUGUGUGCCCCUGAUGCGGUGUGGGGGCUGCUGCAACGAUGAGGGCCUGGAGUGCGUGCCCACCGAGGAGUUCAACAUCACCAUGCAGAUUAUGCGGAUCAAACCUCACCAAAGCCAGCACAUAGGAGAGAUGAGCUUCCUACAGCACAACAAAUGUGAAUGCAGACCAAAGAAAGAUAAAGGAAAGCAAGAAAAAAAAUCAGUUCCAGGAAAGGGAAAGGGGCAAAAAAGAAAGCGCAAGAAAUCCCGGUAUAAACUCUGGAGCGUGUACGUGGUGCCGCUGCUUUCUCAGUUCCCGGAGCUUCCCUGGCCCCCAAUCCAUCUCCCGCCUGCAGGACCCCGUAACCCCGCCUCCCUCCCUCCCCGUCGCUCAGCCUCCCCUCCAGCAGCGGCCCUAGUGUCUCUCUCUCACUCUCACUGCACUAAUUGGCACCAGUGGGUAGACUUGGUGGUGGCGUUGCUGCUCCAGGGUUGGGGGUGGCUGGGGGCCAAGUGGACCUGGAGGAUUCAGGGAGGGGACUCUGGCUUGGCUGGGCACCGCCUUUCUCUCACCCACUGGGCACUGGUGGCAGGCCCAUGUUGGCACGGGUGCUGGGAACUGGUGUCCACUCACCCAACUGGUUUCCACUGCUCUAGGCUUCUGCACUUGUCUGGAAGCUGAGGGUGGUGGGAGGGCAGACGUGGUGUGAGGAAGGGGUGUGAAUGAUGUGAGGCAGCUUGUUGUUGGAGGAGGUUGGGUGGGGUGAAGCACCAUAUGGCAGCCCCUCUUCGUGGACUUGGGGCCUCUGGAGGGGAGCCCCUAGUCCAGCCCAACCCAUGGCACCGACUGGAAGUCUCUCUGUGGGGAGCCUUCUUCCUCUGGGUUGGAGGCUGUGGUGGGUCCUGC
Ceratotherium simum simum (southern white rhinoceros) is the source of this 2177-nucleotide messenger RNA. The record is from RefSeq and is a predicted model, not a curated record. Lineage: Eukaryota; Metazoa; Chordata; Mammalia; Perissodactyla; Rhinocerotidae.